AUGUUAUUCUUUAGUUUCUUCAAGACGCUCAUCGACCACGAGGUGACCGUGGAGCUCAAGAACGACAUCCAGAUCCGAGGCACGCUCAAGAGCGUUGACCAGUACCUCAAUAUCAAGCUCGAUGAUAUACAGGUCGUCGAAGAGAUCAAGUACCCUCACCUGAGCUCAGUUAAGAACGUCUUCAUCCGAGGCUCGGUCGUGCGAUACGUCCAUCUACCCGCCGCAGCCGUAGACGUCCCGCUGCUAGAGGACGCGACGAGGAGAGAAGCUGCGCAGCAAGCGGGCAAGGGGAAAUGA
Daldinia caldariorum is the source of this 297-nucleotide messenger RNA. RefSeq names its product U6 snRNA-associated Sm-like protein LSm2. Gene Ontology annotation, cellular component: U6 snRNP; precatalytic spliceosome; P-body. Lineage: Eukaryota; Fungi; Ascomycota; Sordariomycetes; Xylariales; Hypoxylaceae. Bases 1 to 297 code for a protein of 98 amino acids. The record is from RefSeq and is a predicted model, not a curated record. The transcript has 4 exons. Gene Ontology annotation, biological process: mRNA splicing, via spliceosome. Gene Ontology annotation, molecular function: RNA binding.